CCUCGCACUCGAUACUUGCAAUGAAUAGAUAUGAAUGGCCAUGCAGCGGCGCACUACACCUACGCUGCACCCGUCAAGGGGCACCUGGCCAACGGAACCGUCAGGCCUCCAACCUGCCACGUCUUCGUCCUCGUCCGCCCCGCGGCGCACGCGGACGCGCUCGAUGCGCAGCGGGCGGGGCAUCCGCUGAGCCUGGCGGCGUUGAAGGCCGCUGGAGCCGAGGUGAAGGUGCUACGAGCAUCGUGCCACUGUCAGGGCAAACGUUUGCUCGAAGAAGGUGCUGUUUAUGAGUUGGCUGAGUGUGGCAGGACCCUCCGUUUCGAGGGCCAUGCUAUCAAUGUCAACGACGCUGCAAGGAGCUUGACGCAUCUCAGGGCCUGGCACGAGGCCACGGAGGUGAAGAAUUUGCCAGUGGUGGUUCUUCUCGCAGAGUCCAUCAUUCAAGGGCCAAGCGCUCUGUGGGCUCAACAGGUGGUGGCCGCUUGCCGCUCUGGUCAGCCGCUGCUGUCCUUGGGCCACCCCCCACUGCCACACAGCCUGGAAGGCGGCUAUGCCAUGUCGGCCGGGUUCUUGCAACGUCUCAAGCUGCUUCUGCCAAGCUUGAAGGCGAAGCCCUCCGCUGAGAUGGCUCAAAGCCUCUUCCGCUUGGCUCUGGAGCAGUUUCGGCUGCCUUCAGUGCCGGCCGCUCCGCUUCUCAAAGGCGGCGACGGACCGCUCGUUCCGCCGGGAUCCGGACGUAGCCAUCCUCCGGUGGCCGGAAGGCCGCACGGGGGCAUUAAGGUUGUGGUCAUCACCCUUGCGCAUCGCGGCGACCGGCGUGUGGACCCAUUGGUCGCUGGCCCUUCAGCUUUGGCUGCGAUGCGGGAAGCAGGCUUUGACGUGGAAGUCUUGCGAGCUUCCUGCUACUGUGAGCGGGACACUUUGGAGCAGCAUGGUCGGCUGCUGUGCUUCUUCGAUGAGAACCACUGGGGCAAUUUCCAGCGUUACGAGGGUGCCACCCGAGAAUUGGACUCCGAGGAGGAGGAAGAGUUGCUGGACUAUCUCAACGAGAACUAUGAGCACGGCGCCCAACGCUUGGCCGACCCCGAGGACGGCGACCUCGCAGGCUACUUGCGCGACACCAACUGGCCGGGCGCCACUAGUUGCGCGAUGAGUCAUCUUCGUGGCCUGGUGAAGGCUGCGACGGACGGACACGAGUUUGCCUUGGUCUUCGAGGACGAUGCCGUCAUCCCAACCUCCGUGGCCCGAAAAAGGGGUUGGUGUGAGACCUGUCCGGGGAAUCUGUGCUUUUGCCCAAGCGCUUGGGCCUUUUGCGUGGAAGAAGCGGUGCAGCUCAUGAGACGGGCACCUCACCUGGACUUGCUCUACCUGGGCGUUGGAGAGGCCUUUGAGCCGCAUGGACCACAUGAAGGGAUCCUCUCGGACGACAGCGACGAGGAGCUGGGAGGCAUCACCGAGAUGGGCUAUACCUGGUGCGCCGAAGCCAUCCUCUACGCGCGCUCCGCCCUGCAGGACGUCCUGGCGCUGAAGCUGCAUGAGCGUCUCUGGGCACAGGACGAGACCAUCCCACAUCUCUACAGUCGAAAGCCGUGGAAUCCGCGCUUCAUGGAGUCUUUGAAGCAAGUGGGCUUCCAACGGCGCUGGCUGGCUGGAGCUCCUGCAGAGGAUGUCGAGGAGGGCUGGAUUCAACAACUGGAAUUCUUCAAAGAAGAGUUGGACUCCGCUCAACUGGCCUUGGCGUGGCGCUCCUCGAACUCCUCGGAGCUUUGAGCCGAGACGGCAGCGGCGCCGGCAUCGGCGAGUUCCGACCCGAGAGCGAGACGCCG
This is a messenger RNA of Durusdinium trenchii, 1826 nucleotides long. The record is from the annotation of a GenBank genome assembly. NCBI's taxonomy places the organism in Eukaryota, Dinophyceae, Suessiales, Symbiodiniaceae.